UUGUUCGCGCAUGCGUAAUAAUUUUCGUUUAUUAGUAUUGAAGGUGUCUCAAGUUGUUAGAAGUUAUUAUCAUCCUGUUUAACAUUCCUUAAAAGCAAUUAUUUUUUUCCCGUUAAAAUACUUUUUUUUUAUAUCUUGCAUGUAGAAAUUUCCGUUUGUAGGAAAAACAGUGAAAUUACAAUAUGACGCCAGUCGACAGUACUCCGAGAGAAAAUAUGGGAGGCUUUGAGCUUAUUUGUUCAUUGAAGUCAAACGAUAUUAUACCGGUACAUAAAUAUAAAUCUAAUAAUACAGGUCUAACGGUUUUUAUAGCAGAAGUUGAUGGUCCGAUUGUUGAUGGUUACUUUUGUCUUGCAACCGAAGCAUUCGAUGAUGAUGGAUUACCGCAUACCUUGGAACAUCUCAUUUUUUUGGGUAGUGAAAAUUAUCCAUAUAAAGGAAUUCUUGAUUUAAUGGCCAAUAGAUGUCUUGCAUCUGGUACUAAUGCAACGACAGAUAUAGAUGUUACCUUCUACACUAUGACAACAGCUGGUAGCGAAGGAUUUUUAUCAUUAAUGCCUAUUUAUCUGGAACAUAUACUGUAUCCUACGCUACAGGAUGCUGCAUAUCUUACGGAAGUUCAUCAUAUUAAUGGAAAGGGUGAAGAUGCAGGAGUCGUUUAUUGUGAAAUGCAAGGGAAGGAAAACAUAGGAGAAUAUCUGGUCUAUAAUGAAUUAUCUAGAGCAAUAUAUCCUGGGCAUUGUGGCUAUAAAUCAAUGACAGGAGGAGCAUUAAAAAAUUUAAGAGAGAGUACAAAUAAUGAUAAAGUUAGAAAAUAUCACAAGGAAUUCUAUCGUCCUGAAAAUUUAACAAUAAUAAUAGCAGGACAAGUGAAUCAUGAUAAAGUUUUUAAAGCGCUACAACCUGUAGAACAAAUGAUUCUGUCAAAAGGUCCUAGAGGUCCAUUUGAAAGACCUUGGCAAAGUUCAGUACCACCAUUUACAGAAAGUGUGUACAUAGAUUUGUUUUAUCCAUGCGAUGAUGAAGAUAAUGGUAUAAUAAAUGUUGGUUGGCGUGGACCAUCCUGUGUUCAUGAAAUUUAUGAUCGAAUUGGUUGCUCUUUGUUAUUGAAGUAUCUUACAGAUACAUCAGUUAGUCCACUACAAAAAGAUUUUGUAGAGAUAAAGGAUCCUUAUGCGAGCAAUGUUGUAUAUUCCUUGUGUGAAAAUUCUGUUUCUAUUCUUUAUAUAAUUUUUGAAAAUGUUCCUAAACCUAAAAUUCCUCUUUUCUCGACCCGUUUAUCAGAGGUUUUAAAGCAAAUACAUGAAAAUGGUAUUGACAUGAAGAGAAUGAAAUCUGUGAUACAUAGAAGUAUGCUUGAAACUUUAAGUAAUCUAGAGAAUGAUCCGCAUAACACUGUAGCAUUUAUGAUCAUUGGAGACGUUUUGUAUGGUAAUACUAAAGAAGAUCUGGAUCAACGAUUGAAUCAAAUAAAAGAAAUUAAAAAAUUAUUUGAGGAACCAGAAUCAUAUUGGUUAAAUCUCUUGAAAAAAUAUCUUAUUGAUGCUCCGGUAGUGAUUGUCAAGGGUAUACCUAGUAUAGAAAAACGACAUCAGCUAAUGGAAGAAGAAAAAGUACGUGUUGCUAAACAAAUAGAGAAUUUGGGCAAAGAAGGCUUACAGAAGAAAGAAAAAGAGCUCCAAGAAGCAGUAAUUCAAAAUGAGAAAUCAAUUCCUGAUGAAUUAUUAACAGCUAUAUCAAUUCCUGGCACUGAUUCCAUUAAUUACCACCAAAUUAAAAGUUACACCACAGAAACACAUGAACAGCAUCCAUAUUUUAAUAUUACGAAGUUGCCACUGUUUACAUAUUUAGAUCAUGUGAACACAAACUUUGUUUAUAUUUCUGCUAUCAUGGAUACAUCAUCCAUCACGAAAGAGCAAAGAUUGUACCUACCAUUGUUACUUGAAGCAUUCAUGGAGUCUCCAGUGAAAAGAAAUAGUCAAUUAAUACCAUAUGAAGAAGUUGUUGCUACAUUAGAAGCUGAUACUGUUGAAACAAGUACUUGCAUAGGAAUGGAUAGAUUCAUCAGAUUUUCUUGUGGGCCUUACAGUCAUAGUGCAAGUUUGAUGAUCCAAGUGGAAUUAAGUAAAUAUAAAAAAGGCGUACAAUGGAUUAGAGAACUUCUAUAUGAGACAGAAUUAAUGUCUAAUAGAUUAAAAAUAAUUGCAACCAAGAUGAUAAACAAUGUUGCACAGAUUAAAAGAAGAGGAAGUAAAAUAGUCAGUGAUUUGAUGAAAGGUUUAACAUAUAAUGAAGAUAACAAUUUUUAUGCAUCAAGUCUUUUACGCCAACAAAAAUUCCUUACUAAAAUGAUCGAACGUCUCAAUAAUGAAUCGAGUGAACAAGAAGUAAUAGAGGAAAUCGAAUUGAUUAGAAAAGUCUUAACUUCUACUGAAAAUAUGGUAUUAUAUAUAGCUGUUAAUAUCGAUAAAUUAUCAGCGGAAGUUGAAGAUGUCUACGCUCCAUGGAAUGAUUUUUUUUCGGACGUAAACACUAUUGGAAAGAAGCCACUGAAUGUAACUUCCGACUGGCAGCUAAUGAAUCUUUCCAAGGAUGAUACACGUCAAGGUUGUGUAACAGGUUUAGGAUGUAUAGAUUCAUCGUAUCUAGCACAAUCCUGCCAAAGUAUAAACGAUUUUCAACAUGAAGAUUUAGCGGCUCUAUUUGUAUGCUUGCAAUAUUUAAAUCAAACCGAGGGUCCUAUGUGGAGAUUAAUUCGAGGACAAGGUCUUUCAUAUGGCUAUGGUAUCUAUCCAAAAGUAAAUGAAGGUUUAUUAUAUUUCUCAUUGUAUAAAUCAGCCAAUGUUGUAGCAGCAUACAAAGAAGCAAGAAAUAUAGUUCAAGCACAUUUUGCCAAGGAUAAAUGGGAAAAGUUACUUUUUGAAUCGGCUAAAUCCUCAUUAAUAUUUGAGAUUAUUAACAAGGAAAAAACUGUAGAUGACGUAGUUAAACAAUCACUCUUGUUUUAUUUUAAAAAAGUACCACACGAUUACAAUAAUCAAAUGGUACGUCGUAUAUCGACCGUUACCAUAGACGAUCUAAAUCGCGUAGCAAUUCGCUAUGUGAAACCAUUGUUUUAUCCAUCGGAAACUAAAACAACUAUAGUUUGUCAUCCAUCAAAGGCUUCGGAAGUGGCAGCUGCAUUUAACGAAUUAGGACAUAAAUUGGAGGUUUAUAAUUCCUUAGAAGAAACAUUCUUGAAUGAGUAAAAAAUGUAAGAUAAUGAAAUUAAGAUAUACUUUUUACUAAUUUUGAUUAAUUUGAUUAAUUUUUUCGGAGUUGGCUGCUUGUACAUUGCUGCUGUACGAGACAAUUUAAUCGCGAGUGUACACUUUACCAUAGAAUGUAAUAUUUGAUACUUUGUCAUAUUAUGCAAAUUAUUAGUUAAUUAUUCAAAUUAUAUAAAAUUAAUAUAAAACGAAUUAUAAAUGAAUAUACGUAAGAAAAGCGUUGAGAGGUUUCUAUGAUGAUAUUAAUAUACGUUACGAUACUUAAAAUGCUUAAUUCAAACAGAAUUUUGUCAGGUGACUAUAAUGAUCUUUAACACAUAAUGAACGUUUAACGUUGGGUGACAAUAGUCAUCUUUAGUAUAGAGCGACGUUAGGUUACUACAGUCACUUUUAUUAAGGAAAGAGUUAAAUAUGAUUAUGUAUUAUUAAGAUUUGUAUUAUUUAAAUAAAUAAAAAUGAAGAAGCAUAGCAACUUGAAAA
Messenger RNA from Vespa mandarinia (Asian giant hornet), 3749 nucleotides. RefSeq lists its product as uncharacterized. NCBI's taxonomy places the organism in Eukaryota, Metazoa, Arthropoda, Insecta, Hymenoptera, Vespidae. Gene Ontology annotation, molecular function: metal ion binding. The record is from RefSeq and is a predicted model, not a curated record.